AUGGAUACCAUUGGAUUCGCCGACUCGUGCGAAAUCAGCAGCACUGACUUCUUCGCCGCCGCUCCGGCACCUACAGAUAACACCGACUCAUCAAUUGUUUAUCCGGCCGAAUCUCUCACCGGACCGGACGUAUCGGCGCUGCAACUCCUCUCCAACAGCCUCGAGUCCGUUUUUGACUCCCCGGAAGCAUUCUACAGCGACGCAAAAUUCGUUCUCGCCGGCGGACGGGAAGUAUCCUUCCACCGUUGCCUUGUCGCAGCGAGAAGCCCCUUCCUCAGGAGCGCUCUAGCCGCCGAGAAUCCCACUGCCGCCGCCGCCGUGAAGCUCCAGAUGAAGGAGAUUGCGAGGGAUUACGAAGUGGGAUACGACUCGGUGGUUGCUGUUCUGGCGUACGUUUACAGCGGCAGAGUGAAGCCGCCGCCGAAGGGAGUCUCCGAUUGCGCAGACGAGAACUGCUGCCACGUGGCUUGCCGUCCGGCGGUGGAUUUCAUGGUGGAGGUUCUCUAUUUGGCUUUCGUCUUCGAGAUUCCGGAGUUAGUUACACUGUAUCAGAGGCAUUUACUUGAUGUUGUAGAUAAAGUUGCGAUAGAGGACACAUUGGUCAUCCUCAAGCUUGCUAACAUCUGUGGUAAAGCUUGCAAGAAUCUAAUGGAUAGAUGCAGAGAGAUCAUCGUCAAGUCUGAUGUCGAUUUCGUUAGUCUCGACAAGUCCUUGCCUCAGCACAUUGUCAAGGAGAUUCUCAAAAUCCGUAAAGAGCUCGGCUUUGAAGUACCUGAGAUAGAGAAACAUGUCUCCAACAUAUACAAGGCGCUUGACUCGGACGAUGUUGAGCUAGUCAAGAAGUUUUUGAAAGAAGGCCACACCAGUCUAGACGAUGCGUAUGCUCUUCAUUUCGCUGUUGCGUACUGCGACGUGAAGACCGCGACGGAUCUCUUGAACCUUGAGCUCGCGGAUGUGAACCGUAGGAACCCAAGGGGGUACACGGUGCUUCAUGUCGCUGCGAUGCGGAAGGAGCCGGAUCUGGUACUGUCUCUGUUGACGAAAGGUGCAAGAGAAACAACGUCUUCGGAAGGUAGAACCGCUCUCUUGAUCGCAAAACAAGUGACUAAGGCGGCUGAGUAUAACAAUGUCCCUGAGCAAUGCAAGGUUGCUCUCAAAGGCAGACUAUGCGUGGAGAUGCUUGAGCAAGCAGACAAAAGAGAUCCCUUCCCUGGAGAUGUUUCUCCUUCUCUUGCAAUGCCUGGCCAUGAACUGAAGAUGAGGCUGCUCUAUCUUGAAAACAGAGUUGCACUGGCGAAACGUCUCUUUCCAAUGGAAGCACAAGUUGCAAUGGGUAACGCUCAAAUGAAGGGAACGUGCGAGUUUAUAGGGACAUCACCGGACCUAAAGAUAGCACCUUUCAAAAUCCUAGAAGAACAUGAAAAUAGACUCAGAGCGCUUUCUAAAACCGUGGAACUCGGGAAACGCUUCUUCCCGCGAUGUUCGGCAGUGCUGGAUCAGAUCAUGGACUGUGACGACUUGACUCAGCUGGCUUGCGAAGGAGAAGACACUCCUGAGAAACGAAUACAGAAGAAGCAAAGGUACAUGGAGAUACAGGAGACUGUGAAGAAGGCCUUUAUUGAGGACAAGGAGGAAUUCGGAAACUCGUCUCUCUCAGCUUCGUCUUCUUCCACUUCGAAACCAACCGCUGCAAAGAAGAGGUCUAAUGCUAAACUCUCUCAUCGGCGUCGUGAGAGACUCUUGCGGUAA
Molecule: messenger RNA, 1749 nt
Organism: Thlaspi arvense
Lineage: Eukaryota; Viridiplantae; Streptophyta; Magnoliopsida; Brassicales; Brassicaceae
Source: the annotation of a GenBank genome assembly